CGGAAGAGACGCGACUGUAGACUUUAAGAUCGUGAUUUAUUCACAAAAGAUAAAAAUUCGUGCCGUUAUGUACAAAACAAGACUAUCGCAAUUUGCGAAAACAAAUCGUUUCAGCUGCAACGUCAUACGCAGGCGUUUUUAUCGCAAGUUCGAAAACACCUUUUUAAAAAUAUUACUUGUACGAAGUAUGGUGUCGACGAAAGCGCGUUGAGAUCUAAUUCCUUUUAGAAGAAAGAAUACGUUAUAAGCUUCUGUUUUCUCAGCCAUCAAAUUUCUAUAAGGUGGCACUCGUGGGUAGCCUGCAAGAUGGUUGGGGAGUCGGUACAAAAAAAGAUGCCGGAUAAAAUUACUAUCGACGACUUUCCUAUUUUAAAGUCAAAACAUGUUUAUAUCAAGGAUACAAACGCUACAAUAAAUAUUAUUAAUAUUAUGCUACGGGGUGGAGCAGACCAUUUACAGAUUGUCACAGAUUUUGACUUAACACUAACCAAACAACAUGUUGAUGGCAAAUUGGUGCUCAGCAGCUUUGGUUUAUUUGGAAAAUGUAAUCAAUUACCAUCCGAGUAUACGAAUGAGUCUAGACGAUUAUAUCACAAAUACAGACCUAUAGAAAUUGAUCCAAAUUUAUCUCUAAAAGAAAAAAUAGAAGCCAUGAGCGAUUGGAUGAUUGCUGCUGAAAAAUUAUUAAAAGGAAUAGAAUUUGAUCCAAAAGAAUUGUCUGAAGUUGCAGAAAAAUACGGUACACCUUUACGCGAUGGUACCAAAGAAUUCUUGGAAAAAUUAAAUAAUGCUAACAUACCAGUUCUUGUAUUCAGUGCUGGUUUAGGGGAUGUUGUAGAAGCUAUUCUAAAAUGUCAUAAAGUUUUCUUUAAUAAUGUUAAAAUUAUAUCGAAUUUUCUUAAAUAUAAUGGUACAAAAAUAGAUGGAUUCAAAAACAAAAAACUGAUACAUGUUUUUAAUAAAAAUGAACAUGCUCUUGAACAAGAAUAUUUUAAAGUUAUUGAAGGAAGACGACAUGUAUUACUAAUGGGUGAUACAACUGGAGAUGCAAAUAUGGUAAAUGGUAUGGAUGAUACAGUAGCAGUUUUAAAAAUUGGAUUUUUGUAUGAUAAAGCAGAAGAAAAUCUGGCUAAUUAUAUGGAGGAGUUUGAUAUUGUAUUAGUGGAUGAUCAAACGAUGCACGUGGCAACAGAAAUAUUAAGAACUAUAUUAAAAUAAUUAUAUUAAGGUUUAGAAAUUAUUUAUAAUUUCUUUUUUCUUGCAAUGAACAAGAGUUGACAUAAAAACAGUGUACAAAAGUUUUUGUAUUAAGUGUGUUCCACGCAGGGUGUGAAGCCCAAAUUCACUUAUUAAAUACUUUGUUAUGUAUAUUUUAAUGUAUUUAUGUUUAAAUAGAAAUUUUAUAAACUUUAAAAGAAUUAAUUAUCAUUAUUCCGUCACACUGACUUACCAGUUCAUAAAGAUCAUGCUAAUUUCUUCAUAAAUUAAAGAUAUUGCCAUUUUGAUGAAUUUUUAGUUUCACUGCUUUGCAGUAUUAUGCGAUUUUUUUUAUUGUGUGUGAAAUGUUAUAUUUUAAAUUAAGUUUUAUGUAAGUUUUAAUUUGAUGUAAAAAAAAUUAAAUAUUUCAGAAUUAAUAGUUUUUUAAAUUUAUCUUACAUUGCUUUUACUCUUUGAUAAUGUAUUUUUACAUAUCAGUUGAUCAUUUUCAAAGAAUGUAAAAUAUGUUUAAAAUACGUUAAAAAGAGUACUUACAAAUAUAUGUGUAAUAAACAUACA
Messenger RNA from Vespula vulgaris, 1776 nucleotides. It is a transcript of the gene cN-IIIB, whose product is annotated as 7-methylguanosine phosphate-specific 5'-nucleotidase. NCBI's taxonomy places the organism in Eukaryota, Metazoa, Arthropoda, Insecta, Hymenoptera, Vespidae. The record is from RefSeq and is a predicted model, not a curated record. Gene Ontology annotation, molecular function: 5'-nucleotidase activity; magnesium ion binding. The transcript has 6 exons. Gene Ontology annotation, cellular component: cytoplasm. Bases 307 to 1218 code for a protein of 303 amino acids.